AGCUUAGCUGUUUCGCUCCUAUUGUAGAGUAGGGAUCACGUGACCCUCGUACUAGGCCUGCUGUCUGUUUUCAGUGGAGGGAGAGAGAGGAAGAAAAAUGGCGACUGUAGGCGACCCGGAGCGGGACGCCGGCCAUUCUGUUUGAGCUUUCUCUCGCUAACUGAGUCCGGGGCUUAUUGGGACUACUUCUCGGUUAUCUACGGAGGUUCAACUACCAGGCGGUACCCGUUUUCCCGGGUUUACGUGGGCGAGUUGCGCGCGAAAACUGAAAUUGAAAAUAAUACAUUUGUAUCUAUAUAAUGAGGGGGAGAAGAGGCAGGCCGCCUAAACAGGCGCUGAUGCAGGAGCCUUCCCCCGGGCCAGUCCGCGGUUUGAGACCCAGGCGAGGAAUACGUGGAAAGGGUAGAGGUACGGCCGAUGUCGAAAUUGCGACUCCCAGGAGGGGAAAUUACCACUCCUCGAGAGGCAGGAGGAAAGUGGGAUCAACCACGACAUCAAGGGGUAGAGGAAGAGGCAGGGUUGCAGGCAGCGGCGGAGGAAGAGGGAGACGGGCGGUAAGCAAGGUGGUCUACGAUGACCAUGAGAGCGAUGAAGACGAGGAUGCAGUGAGCCUGAGAUCGGAGGAAGACGAGUUUUUACACGAAGAGCCGAUAUCGGAUGAAGAGGAGGAGGCCGUGGACGACGAGUCCGAUUAUCUGGAGGAAAUACCCGACGAUGAUGAUGCCAGCUACUGCACUGAAAGCAGUUUUCGGAGCCAUAGUACGUACGGCAGCACUCCAGGCCCCCGGAGGUCGCGCGUGCACCGGCCCCGCUCGCCCAUCUUCGAGGAGAAGGAGGUCCCGCCGCUGGAGCUGCCCAAGACGUCGGAGGACCUGAUGAUCCCGGGCGAGCAGCUGCUGAACGUGUCGGCGGUGUACGAGGUGCUGCGCAACUUCGGCACGGUGCUGCGGCUGUCGCCCUUCCGCUUCGAGGACUUCUGCGCGGCGCUGGUGGGCCAGGAGCAGUGCACGCUGAUGGCCGAGACGCACAUCUCGCUCCUCAAGGCCAUCCUGCGCGAGGAGGACACCUCCAACACCACCUUCGGCCCGGCCGACCUCAAGGACAGCGUCAACUCCACGCUGUACUUCAUCGACGGCAUGACGUGGCCGGAGGUGGUGCGCGUGUACUGCGAGAGCGACCCCGAGUACCAGCAGGUGCUGCCCUACCAGGAGAGCGAGGAGUACCCCUUCGGCCCGCUGGAGAGCAAGAUCAAGGUGCUGCAGUUCCUGGUGGACCAGUUCCUCACCACCAACAUCGCCCGCGAGGAGCUGAUGUCGGAGGGCGUGGUGCAGUACGACGACCACUGCCGCGUGUGCCACAAGCUGGGCGACCUGCUGUGCUGCGAGACCUGCUCGGCCGUGUACCACCUGGAGUGCGUCAAGCCGCCGCUGGAGGAGGUGCCGGAGGACGAGUGGCAGUGCGAGAUCUGCGUGGCCCACAAGGUGCCCGGCGUCACCGACUCCGUCACCGAGAGCCAGAAGACCCGGCCCUACAUCCGCCAGGAGCCCGUCGGCUUCGACCGACACCGCCGGAAAUACUGGUUCCUCAACCGCAGGAUCGUGGUUGAGGAGGACGGCGAGCACGAGAACAAGAGGAUGUGGUACUACAGCACGAAGGUGCAGCUGGCGGAGCUGAUCGACUGCCUGGACCAGGAGUACUGGGAGAGCGACCUGUACGCCGUCCUGCAGGAGAUGAGGGAGGAGGUGCACACUCACAUGGACAUCACCGAAGACCUCACCAACAAGGCCCGCGGCAGCAACAAGUGCUACCUGACCGCCGCCAACGAGGAGAUCCUGGAGCGGCUGAAGGCUCGGCAGGAUGCGGAGCUGGAGGAGGUGAAGCGCCGCGUGGCCGAGGAGGCGCAGAAGACCCGGCGGGAGUCCGGCCUGGAGCUCCAGCCCGAGGCGCUGAAGACCGAGGAGGAGCAGCCGCCCGAGAAGCCCCCCGAGGAGGAGGAGCAGAAACCUGAGGAGGGAGAGGGAGAGGGAGAGGCUGCAGCAGAAGCGCCCCCUGCCGGAGAGGAAAACGCUAGCGCGGCGGGGCUGAAGCCCGAAUCGCCCGCCCCAGACAGCGGCCUCUCCCUGGCCGAGCACCCCAGCCCCGCCGGGGGGGCCCAGGCUGCCCCCUCCGCCUGCGGGGAGAGCGGCGAGGAGGGGCCGGCCGGCGGGGCGGAGAGGGACCCCGCCCCGGAGCCUGCAGAUAAGCCCGGUGAAGAGGACGGGUCCGUCCUGCCCCAGCCCCCGCAGCCUGGUGACGAGAACAGCAACAGCAGCCAGCUGUCCGCCUCUGAGGCCCCCAAGGGCCCCGAGGAGCCCGACAUCGCAGACAAGUCCUCCCAGUCCUCCAUCACCAGCCUGGACGACACAGGUGAGGGGAAGGAGAAGGCGAACGGCGAGGGGGCGGGCGGGGCCCGGGGCGGCCUGGCGUCCACGCGCAUGGUGACACGCCUGAGAAACCCCGAAAGCAAGCUGAGCCAGCUGAAGAGCCAGCAGGUGGCCGCUGCCGCCCACGAGGCCAACAAGGCCUUCAAGGAGGGCAAGGAGAUCCUCACUGUAAGCACUCAAGGGGAGGUGUCGCGUCUGAGCAUCAAGAAGGAGAUCGUGAUGAAGGGCAGCCUGGGUAACUUCUUCAAGCUGGGCCAGGAGGGCAAGUACCGGGUCUACCACAACCAGUACAGCGGCAACACGCUGGCCCUCAACAAGCACCAGCACCGCGAGGACCACGACAAGCGCCGCCACCUCUCCCACAAGUUCUGCAUGACCCCGGCCGGAGACUUCAAGUGGAACGGCUCCGUCCACGGCUCCAAGGUGCUGACCGUCUCCACGCUGCGUCUCACCAUCGUGCAGCUGGAGAACAACAUCCCCGCGCCCUUCCUGCACCCGAACUGGGCCUCUCACAGAUCCAACUGGAUCAAGGCAGUGCAAAUGUGCAGCAAGGCGCGGGAGUUCGCCCUGGCUCUGGCCAUCCUGGAGUGCGCCAUUAAGCCGGUGGCCCUCCUGCCCGUAUGGAAGGACUCCCUCGGACACACCAGGUUGCAUCGAAUGACCUCCAUCGAGAGGGAGGAGAAGGAGAAGGUGAAGAAGAGGGAGAAGAAGCUGGAGGAGGAAGAGACGAUGCAGCAGGCCACCUGGGUGAAGUACACCUUCCCCAUCAAGCACCAGGUGUGGAAGCAGAAAGGAGAGGAGUAUCGAGUGACAGGGUACGGCGGGUGGAGCUGGAUCAGCAAGACCCACGUUCACCGCUUCGUCCCGAAGCUACCGGGGAACACCAACGUCAACUACCGCAAAGAGCUGGAGGCUGCCAAAAGCGGCAAGCCGAUGACCGCGUGCGAUGUGGACAAACGGAAAAGUCUCCCGAAGGCCAGCGGGGACGGCCAGGCGAAGGACAAACCCGCCGAGGACGCCUCCAAAAGGAGGGCGGACGAGGUUAGGGGCCUCCCCGGCGCAGUGGCGGGGGAGGAGGUGGAGGAGGAGGACAACAAGGUGGAGGAGAAGAUGGCGGCGAUGAUGAAGGACCGGCCCCUGGAGAAGUCCGACGAUCAGGAGAAGAACUCGGAGGACGACGCCGAGAAGAUGGAUGUCGACGGCAGCCCGACAGACUCGGGACAGGACAAAGAAAAAGGGAAAGAGGGCGAGAGCAUCAGCCCCACACCCUUCGACGACAGCGACAUGAAGGAGGAGCCCAAAGAGGGCGAGGAGGCCAGGGGCACGGGUGAGCCCAAGAGGCCCUUCAACUACGACGUGGUGAACGUCAGCGAGGGCUUCCAGCUGCGCACGGCGUACAAGAAGAAGGUGAAGGCCUCCAAGCUGGACGGGCUGCUGGAGCGGCGGGUGAGGCAGUUCACCCUGGAGGAGAAGCAGAGGCUGGAGCGGCUCAAGCAGUCCUCCCUCCUCAAGGCCUCCGCCAAGGGCCCCGUCGCGGCCCAGCCGGGCCUCAAGCUCAAGAUCGAGGCGCGGCCCGUCGUCACGGCGACCCCUGCCGCGCCUGGCAAAGGGCCGGACGCGCCGGGCCUCCCGAAGACGGGCGGAGGCGCCGCCGUUCCCUCCGCCGCGGCGACCGCGUCCCCGAACGUCCGGCCAGAAAACCAGACGGCCUGUCAGAAAGCCGGGGCGGUGGCCCCUGCGCCAGCUCCCGCUCAGGAUGGUGACAAACAUGGCGCCGUGUCGCAAGGCUCUGGCGCGGGGCUAAAGCAGAGCGCAGCUGCGCCUGAGAGACGGGAGGUAAGCUCGGACUCGAGCUGUCGGGGGAAUGGCUCUGAGCCCGCGUCUCAGGCCCUUAGGACUGCGGACGCCGAGCCUGACGCGUCUCUGAGGGAAAAACAGACUGUUGCUGAACAGGAGGGCAGCGCCGCCGCCCCUGCCAGCCACGACGCGGCUAAGCAGGGGGAGCUUGGGAGCGCGGUGACGUCAUCGGCUUUGCCGGAGCCCGUGCCUGACGGUAAUUCCCAGCUUAAGGAAACCUCUGCGAAAAGCCAAGACCACAAGCAGGAGGAGCCGGCCAGGUCGUGUCAGUCAUCCGAGUUCCUUCAACCCCAGCCCAAGGAAAAAGUGUGUCUCCCCGACGCCCGCGCGGAAUCGACCGUGGCUGAGGAGAACGGCAAGAAGCACGCGUGCGACGAGAGGGAGCACAAGGGCAAAGACGACGCCAGCGCUGACGAGAACCGAGGCGGCGCCGCCGCGGAAACCGGAAAACCGCCGCCCGCGCCCGCGGUUCAGGUGAACGGGAAAGACGGCGCGGAAAAUAAAGCUCUCCGCGACUGUAAGGCCCCCGCCAAGGACGCGUCCAACGCGGACCUGACCAACAACCUGGAGGCGAAGGUCAACAACGUCGCCAAGGGGAACUCGGAAGGCGACUUCUCGCCGAGGGGCACGUCGGAAGUCACGCUGCUGAAGGAUCCGCUGAAGCCCCUGAUGAACGGCGACCUGGCUGCGGACGGAUCCAAGGACAAGCCCAACAACACCAGCCUCCCCUCCCCGCAGGCCGCCCCGUCUCCCGCGGUCGACGGCGGGAAGGUCGCCGCGCCGGAUGCGGACUACCUGCCCCCUGAGAAGGUGCCCCGGCUGGGGAACGACGUCAGCGAGUUGGUGGACUCCACCGUUUCCUCGCCGUUGCCCCCCGCCCAGAGCUCCGCCACCCCGGUGGAGCUCAGACGGCCGGAGCAGGUCAACAGCGCCGAGCCGGAGCCCAUGGAGGCGGAGGCUGCGCCCCCGAAGAAGAUCGUCCCGUCCCCGGUCCCGUCCGCCGAGGAAUCCAGCCUCAGCAACGACUUCACGGAGGAGAGCAGCAGCGGGGCCUGCUCGGAAGCCAGGGUGGACGCGCCGAAGGCGGCCCCGCCGCCCAAGACCAUCAUCACGCAGGUCACCACCACGACCACCACCGUGUCCACCGAGUCCAAGACGGUCCAGAUCGCCGAGGUCUCCAGCACGCACAGUAGCACGCCCGCGGUGGUCUCCACCUCGGAGAACAGCGCCGUCUCCACCCUCACCACCAUGACCAAAACCACAGUGACCAAAGUCAGCUCGCCCGUGCGCGACAGCCAGCUGUCCGUGACGGAGGAGAGCAAGACGACCGUGACCACCACUGUGACGGACGCGACCUCGGGCGCUGCCGGUACGUCCGUGACGUCCAUGACGGUCAGUAAGGAGUACACCACCAGGGACCGGGUCCGGCUGCUCAAGUUCUCCAGAACCAAGAAGACCCGCUCUGGCACGGCGCUCCCCUCCUACCGCAAGUUUGUCACCAAGAGCAGCAAGAAGAGCAUCUUUGUCCUGCCCAACGAUGACCUGAGGAAGCUGGCGAGGCGGGGCGGUAUCCGGGAGGUGCCCGUCUUCAGCUACGUGGCCAAACCGGCCUUGGAUAUCUGGCCAUACCCUUCCCCCAGGCCAACAUUCGGCAUAACGUGGAGGUACCGGCUCCAGACGGUGAAGUCCCUGGCGGGGGUGAGCCUGAUGCUGAGGCUGCUGUGGUCGUGCCUCAGGUGGGACGACAUGGCGGUGAAGCCCUCCUCCACCGGGGGCACCACCCGCACAGGUGAGCGCACAGAAACUUCAGAGACUGAAAUCACCACAACGGAGAUCAUCAAACGCAGAGAUGUUGGACCUUACGGGAUCCGAUCGGAGUACUGUAUCAGGAAGAUCAUCUGUCCCAUCGGCGUUCCCGAGACCCCCAAAGAAACGCCGACGCCCCAGAGAAAGGGCCUGCGCUCGAGCGCCCUGAGGCCCAAGAAACCAGAGGCCCCCAAGCAGACGGGACCGGUGGUGAUCGAGACGUGGGUGGCUGAGGAGGAGCUGGACCUGUGGGAGAUCAGAGCCUUUUCAGAAAGAGUUGAAAAGGAGAAGGCGCAGGCUGCAGAGCAGGCAAAGGUUAGUGAGCAGAAGAAAGCAGUGGAGUGCAAGGCCCAAAUCGAGGCUCAGCUAAAGCAGCAGAGAUUGGCUGCCCAGCAGAAACGGUUGGAGCAGCAGAAACUGGCCACCAGCACUACCACAGCAUCCACACCAUCCAGCAGCCCUGCGACUCAGGCUGCCACCCCUCAGAAGGUGAUGGUAGGCUCCCUGACCAGCCAGGUCACCCCCGGAACUAAAGUGGUACUGGCCACCAAGAUGGGCUCCCCGGCAGUGACAUUCCAGCAGAACAAGAACUUCCAACAAACGUUUGCUUCAUGGGUCAAACAGGGUCAGGCCAGUCCAGCCUCAACCAGUUCCGUUGCCACGGUGGCCUCCACGACCUCUGGGCAGACUUUCCAGAUCACCAGUAGCCCGGUGACAAUGGCUGGCAAAGUCAUCACUGCCAAGCUGCCACUCCCAGCCAACAGCAAGAUUGUCACUGUCAAUGUGCCAACCACACAAGGAGGUGUGAUGCAGGUCCAGCAGAAAGUUCUGGGUAUCAUUCCAUCCAGCACCGCAGGCAACCAGCAAACCUUCACUUCAUUCCAGCCUCGGACCACCACCAUCAACAUCCGGCCCAACACGCCGUCUUCUGUCACCGGGUCCCCCCCUCCUCAGCAGGUGAUCACCGCUGGCGCUCAGAUCCGCUCAGGGAUGACCGUUAUCCGCACCCCCCUGCAGCAAGCCGGCGCCCUGGGGAAGACCAUCCUGCGGACCCCCCUGAUGGUGCAGCCAGGUAUUCUCCCUGCCAGUCAGACGCAGCAGGUGGUGACGCAGAUCAUCCGGGGGCAGCCGGUGUCCACCGCCAUCUCCAGCGGCAGCACGGUGCAGACCAGCGCAGGGCAGAGGGUCCUGAGCACCGCCGCCCCCUCCCCCCACCCCGCCGCCGCCGCCCCGGGCCCCCAGACCCCCCAGGGGCCCCGGCCGCAGCAGGGCCAGGUCAAACUCACCCUGGCCCAGCUCACCCAGCUCACCCAGGGAGCGCAGAAGCAGCAUGGCGCAGCUAUGGAAAGACCGCAGGGAGGGAACCAGGGCCUGACGGUGGUGAUCCAGGGCCAGGGUCAGACCACGGGCCAGCUGCAGGUGAUCCCCCAGGGCGUGACGGUGAUCCCGGGCCCCGGCCAGCAGCUGAUGCAGGCGGCCAUGCCCAACGGGCAGCUCCAGCGCUUCCUCUUCACCCCCAUGCCUCCAGCCGUGUCCGCCGCCAGCGCCCAGGUCACCGCGGUCACCGCCACCAGCACCACACCUUCCGCACCAGCAGGGCCCGUUGAGCAGAGGGUUCUGCAGCCGCAGCUGCCCCCGCCGGCCCAGCCUCAGGUCCAGACUCCGGCCACGCCCCAGCUCUCCCAGGUGCCCCAGGCCUCGCUGGUGCCCCAGGUGUCGCAGGCGCAGACGGCCGUCCUCCCCGCCCAGCAGGCGGCCGCCCCGGUGCAGGCGGCGGCCCUGGCCCCCGCCACCCCGCCCGCGGCCCCCCAGGCCCACCUGCCCCCCCAGACCCAGGCGCAGAUGCCCAUCCAGUCGCCCACGCCGCUGCAGGUGAAGACGCUGGGCGCCGUGCAGACGGUGGGCCCGGCGGCGGUGAAGCCGGCCCCCGGCGCGGGCCCCGGGCCCCGGCUCCAGCUGCACGCCCACCCGCCGCAGCUCAUCACCGUGCCCCAGCUGCAGCAGCAGGUGCAGGUGCUGUCGCAGAUCCAGUCGCACGUGGCGGCGCACAUCCAGCAGGCCCAGCAGCAGGGCGGCGCCGUGCCCCAGCAGAUCAAGCUGCAGCUGCCCAUCCACAUCCAGCAGGGCGGCCAGGUGCAGGCGCACCAGAUCCAGAACGUGGUCACCAUCCAGACGGCCAGCGUGCAGGAGCAGCUGCAGCGCAUCCAGCAGAUCCGCGAGCAGCAGCAGAAGAAGAGGCAGCAGCUGGAGGCCAAGCGGGAGCAGUCGCUGCAGACCGCCAACCAGAGCGACAUCAUCCAGAAACAGGUGGUGAUGAAGCAGAACGCCGUGAUCGAGCACCUGAAGCAGAAGAAGACCCUCUCUCCCGCCGAGCGCGAGGAGAACCAGAGAAUGAUCGUCUGCAACCAGGUGAUGAAGUUCAUCCUGGACAAGAUCGACAAGGGCGAGAAGCAGGCGGCCAAGAAGCGCAAGCGGGAGGAGUCGGUGGAGCAGAAGCGCAGCAAGCAGAACGCCACCAAGCUCUCCGCCCUGCUCUUCAAGCACAAGGAGCAGCUGAAGGCCGAGAUCCUGAAGAAGCGCGCCCUGCUGGACAAAGAGCUGCAGCUGGAGGUGCAGGUGAGCCCCCCCCCUGACUCCCGACGCCCGGCUCCGAGACCCCCACCUCCCGUCUGUGGCGCAGUGGUUAAGGAGGAGCUGAAGAAGGACCUGAGCAAGCUGAGGAAGGAGAAGGAGAAAGAGAAGGAGAAGGCGCAGGCAGCUCAGGCCUCCCAGGCCGCGGCCCUCCCCACCGUCGUCUCCUCGCCCCCCUCCGCCCACAAGCGCAAGCGGGAGGACGACAGGGACCACACCCCCACCAAGCCCAAGAAGAAGAAGAUGAUCUCCACUACCUCAAAGGACACCAAGAAGGACACCAAGCUCUACUGCGUCUGCAAAACGCCCUACGACGAGUCAAAAUUCUACAUCGGCUGCGACCUUUGCACCAACUGGUACCACGGCGAGUGCGUGGGCAUCACCGAGAAGGAAGCCAAGAAGAUGGACGACUACAUCUGCAACGAGUGCAAACGGGCGCAGGAGGGCAGCACCGAGGAGCUGUACUGCAUCUGCCGGACGCCCUACGACGAGUCGCAGUUCUACAUCGGCUGCGACCGCUGCCAGAACUGGUACCACGGGCGGUGCGUGGGCAUCCUGCAGAGCGAGGCGACCCACAUCGACGAGUACGUGUGCCCGCAGUGCCAGUCCACCGAGGACGCCAUGACGGUCCUCACGCCGCUCACGGACAAGGACUACGAGGGGUUAAGGAGAAUCCUCAGGUCCUUACAGGCUCACAAAAUGGCGUGGCCUUUCUUAGAACCCGUGGAUCCCAACGAUGCCCCAGAUUACUACGGCGUAAUUAAGGAGCCUAUGGACCUAGCUACAAUGGAGGACAGGGCACAAAAGCGAUAUUACAAGAAGCUCACCGAGUUCGUGGCGGACAUGACCAAAAUCUUCGACAACUGCCGCUACUACAACCCCAGCGAUUCGCCCUUCUACCAGUGCGCUGAGGUUCUCGAAUCAUUCUUUGUACAGAAGCUCAAAGCUUUCAAAGCAAGCAGGUCUCAUAACAACAAACUACAGUCUACAGCUUCUUAGAAUACACAGCUCUUUGCUCUAAGUCAUAAACAGCAGGAAUCUGGUCUCUCUGAACAUUAACCCAUGGCAGAACCAGGCUACCUCUUCAGCUUGGGUGCCGUCCCUACCCCCCCCUCCCCCCCUCCCUCCCUCCACCCCAUGCACCACCACCACCCCCCAACCCCCCAACCCCCGCCCCCCUCCCCGGCGAAAGGAAGUCCGUGUCGUUUAAACCAGCAUAAUCUCCGAGGGGCCUCCUGCCCCCCCUGCGGGACUGUGGGCUCUGCUCAGCUCCAUGUGAAGAAGGCGGAGCCGGCAGGAGAGAGUGCAGAACCUGGCUGUGGAUGGUCUCGUCCAAACACAAAAUGGCUGUCACGAGGUGGGGGUGUUCUUGGCUCAGUCGUUUAAAGAGGGGGGAGAGAUGCUUUUCUUUUCUUUUUUUCCCCUCUUCUUUUUGUUUUUUUUUGUUUUUGUAAUAAUUUUUUGAGCAGUUAAAGGAAGUUGAGAAAAGCUCUGAAGUUGGUCGCCGCACCCCGGCAAACGGACACGGCCGCAAGUACAUUCAGAGGCCUGUAUUUAUUCUGUAGCUGAUUCAUCAUUUCAAAAUUUUGUAUCGAAAAACACAUUCGUCGAAUAUUUUUAUUUGUUGGGGUGAAAUCAGAUUUUGCCUGACCGAUGUACUUUUUUUUUCCUUUUUUUUUUCUUUUCUCCUCACCCGAGUCCUGUAGUGGAAGGUUUGAAUAACAGUCACACCCAUUGGUCUCUUCUGUGUUUGAAAGGAGCUGUUGAAAUGCAGAGUGAUUUGGAAAUCAGAAGGGCCUUCCAAGUAGUCAACGUUUCACGGCCCAGAGAGGCACUAAGAGACUGAUUUUAUAUAUAUAUAAUCUAUAUAUAUUUUACAUAUAUAUAAUUAUAUAUCUAUAAAUCGCCCUGCAGUAGUGACCGACUGAAAUUGGAAGAGCAAUGUGUAUUUGAAGCUAUCCUGUUUGUAAAACUUUUGUCAGAUUGAAUUUUGUUUUUCCUUUUUUGUUUUUCUGUUUUUUGUAUUACAGCUGAAGAAAUAUUGAUGUAUAUGAAACAUAAUAAAAGGAGAAGACUGAGAUCUCUCCCACACUGA
Conger conger (European conger) is the source of this 10812-nucleotide messenger RNA. It is a transcript of the gene bptf, whose product is annotated as bromodomain PHD finger transcription factor. Gene Ontology annotation, biological process: regulation of transcription by RNA polymerase II. Gene Ontology annotation, cellular component: NURF complex. NCBI's taxonomy places the organism in Eukaryota, Metazoa, Chordata, Actinopteri, Anguilliformes, Congridae. The transcript has 33 exons. Gene Ontology annotation, molecular function: RNA polymerase II cis-regulatory region sequence-specific DNA binding. The coding region runs from base 300 to 9716 and encodes 3138 amino acids. The record is from RefSeq and is a predicted model, not a curated record.